Molecule: messenger RNA, 1862 nt
Organism: Oncorhynchus nerka (sockeye salmon)
Lineage: Eukaryota; Metazoa; Chordata; Actinopteri; Salmoniformes; Salmonidae
Product: basic immunoglobulin-like variable motif-containing protein
Exons: 2
Coding region: 32-331 (99 amino acids)
Source: RefSeq, a predicted model, not a curated record
CAAAAAGGUGGGAGGGAAUCUUCACUGCAUCAUGGCUUUCCAGAGGGUCAACUGGCAGAAGCUAGGCCCCUGGGCCCUCAACCUGGAGAACCUGAGGCAUGACCUCCACCACCAGGGGUCUGAGAGGGCCCAGGGGGGCUUAGCAGAGGUCCAGGAGGACAGCGAGAAGACCUCAGGAAAACACCAGGUUUUGGCCCGGCUAGGCCGCUCCAACAGCACAGGUACCAGUAACCAGAAGGUCGUAGCUUGGAAACAGCUGCCUAACACCACAGAGUACCGACACAGGAGCUCACCUGAGAGUGAUGUUGAAGAAGAUACCACAGAUGACUGAGAUUCCAAUGAGAUUCCAAUGAGCUGUGAAGUUAGUGCUGCUAAAAUAUACUGGUUAGUAUAUCAAACGUUCUCAAAAUAGUUUUUCACCCCCCCCCCAAAAAAAAAGAGAGAGAGACGAAAGUGUUGUUUUACCCUGUCUAGCAUCAUCCAGAUUCCAUCAAGGAUUUUACUUGAUUAUUGCAAUGAAAAGUUAGUACAACAUACAAGUUGAUACACUUUAGUGUGAAAAGCUACGUUUAAUCGUCUAGCAAUGUAUAGAGGACUGCUGCUAUUAAUCAGAAUGUCUGAAAGCAUUGUAUUUAAAAGCCAUUUAAGAAAUAAAAUAAUAAGAAUAAAAUAUAUUACACUUUAAAGUGAGUGUGUUAGUUUGCGAAUGUGACUGAAAUCCAGUGACUACUGUAAGCCAAGUUUUUCUCAACUCCACGAUGCACAUCACAUCAAUGGAGUUGAGCGGAGACGACUACAACGAGUCGCUGUCCGUCGAUAAACCCUUACCGUGUCCCUAUGUUUGUCCUCUGUAGCUGGUUUCCUUAAUUCCUUACCUUGUGCCUGUUUGUCCUCUGUAGCUGCCUUUCUUACUUCCUUACCUUCUACCUAUGUUUGUCCUCUGUAGCUGCCUUUCUUACUUCCUUACCUUGUACCUGUGUUUGUCCUCUGUAGCUGGUUUCCUUAAUUCCUUACCUUGUACCUAUGUUUGUCCUCUGUAGCUGGUUUCCUUACUUCCUUACCUUGUACCUGUGUUUGUCCUCUGUAGCUGUGUGCCUUUCUUUGUUUGCUGAUAUCCAUACUUUUUAAUAAAACCUUUAUCCAAUACAACCACAGACUCUUUCCUUGUAUCGACUGACAGCGACUCCGCCCACCGUUGUUGCACUCCACCGAGAUGUACAUAUGGUAGAGUUGAGAAACAACCAUGGUAGACUUCAGAAACCCAGCUACAGGAACACUAACUACAGAAACAACCAUGGUAGACUUCAGAAACCCAGCUACAGGAACACUAACUACAGAAACAACCAUGGUAGACUUCAGAAACCCAGCUACAGGAACACUAACUACAGAAACAACCAUGGUAGACUUCAGAAACCCAGCUACAGGAACACUAACAGUAGAAACAACGAUGUACAUAUGGUAGAGUUGAGAAACCCAGCUACAAUAAAACUAACUACAGAAACAACCAUGGUAGACUUCAGAAACCCAGCUACAGGAAAACUAACUGUAGAAACGUGAAUCAAACAGUACAGUGGGUACAAUUGACAUUGUGAUGUCCUGUGAAACUAUGUAGAUGUUCUUUUCCCAAAGAAAAUACCUGAGAAAUCAAGUCAACGGAUGCUAAUCACCGACCAAGAUGUAGAGAUUUAUCUUUGUGCUGUUAUUGACGUCCAACAUGAGAGACGAUGGAUAAUGAGUGCAUGGUUGUGUCUAAAGCCACAGUUAACUCUCCUGCUCAAGCAUCUGUGGUUUUGUGUUUACAUUUAUCCAUGUGAUUUUAGAUUUGCUUCUUUUUCUUAAUAAAUAACAAUUUAUAUCAAAAA